AUGGCGAAGGCAAAUACGCCAAGAAAAAGGGCUAGUACCCCUGCUGUGCGCGGGGAAAUGGUACCUGUUUUUGAUCCUGAUGAUAGAACCCAAACUGUUUUCGAUUGGUGUCGAAAGGUUGACGUGUUAAGAGACAUUUUUGGAUGGUCUGAAGAGGCUACAAUUUAUUUUGCGAUGAGCAAACUGAAAGGUUUGGCUGAAGUUUGGUACAAGGGCUUACCAAGCGUAAAAUUUUCCUGGAAUGAACGGAAACAAAAGCUGGAGCAAGGAUUUCCAUCUAAACGCGACUUCUUUGAAGAAUUCCAGCAAAUGAUGGCUAGGACAAGGAAGCAGGACGAGACGUACUGCAAAUACUACUAUGAAAAAAUGACUUUAAUAAAUAGCUGCGAAAUCACAGGAGUCAAAGCAGUUUCAUGCCUUAUUGGAGGCAUGUUUGAUAAUGUGGUUAAAACUGGAGCGAAGGCGGUCGAUCAUCAAUCACCUGAGUCCUUGUAUGGAUACCUUUGUACCUUGGAUACUACUUCACCUGGCACAUCCAGAGGUCAUGAUGUUGGUCUACAUACGUCAAGACAAAAAUCUGGCAAUUUCAGAAAGGACAAUAAAACAUCCAAACAAAGUACCACGAUAACUUGUUUUAAGUGCCAUUAA
Molecule: messenger RNA, 648 nt
Organism: Ceutorhynchus assimilis (cabbage seed weevil)
Lineage: Eukaryota; Metazoa; Arthropoda; Insecta; Coleoptera; Curculionidae
Source: the annotation of a GenBank genome assembly